Ustilaginoidea virens is the source of this 2106-nucleotide messenger RNA. RefSeq lists its product as uncharacterized. NCBI's taxonomy places the organism in Eukaryota, Fungi, Ascomycota, Sordariomycetes, Hypocreales, Clavicipitaceae. The transcript has a single exon. The coding region runs from base 1 to 2106 and encodes 701 amino acids. The record is from RefSeq and is a predicted model, not a curated record.
AUGGCCGAUGCAGACGAGCCUCGAUUCACCAGCCUCGCUGAGAGAAUAGCUGCCCUCAACAAACAAAAAAACUUUGGCUCCCAAGUCUCCAGCCUGACCAACGGUGCUGACACUCCGCGAAAGAAACCUCCUCCACCAGCACCACCAGCACGACCCGCACGAGAAGCCAAACCUCCGCCGUUACCACGACGAGAUGCUCAAAUAUCCAUCGAUGGCAGUGACACGUCGACGCCGGAGAGACCCGGCCCACCCCCUCUGCCGGCAAGAACGAACUCGGCAGCCACGCUGACUCCGCCAGCGCUACCUCGACGGACAUCGGCCCAGCCACCAACAACAUAUCUUUCUGCCAGACGCAACUCUGCAUCGUCGGAAGUCUCCCAAAACUCGACCGUGUCGACGGCUUCCCUGACCCGGACCACGUCGUCGAGUACCAGCUGCGCAGGCGGCAGUCUGCCCAGGAAGUUGAUGGCACCUGCAACCUGCGAUCCCGACAGCCUGCCCGCCUUGCCGCCGACAAAACGAGAGCUCGACGCGCAAGAGGCUGCGGCAAGGGAAGUUCGGGGAAGGGAAAUCAGAGCCAGGCAAGCCGCGAAAUUCAAAGCCGGUCGCAGGGUGAGCAAUGGAACCUUGUCACCGCCGGCGCCAGCUGCUCGUCCCAGUCUGCCCCCGAGGCUGCCUUCAAGACCAGCCAAGUCUCCAAAGCCACCGCCAGCACCGUCAGCACCGUCAGCACCGUCACUACCGUCACCGAUACCUGCAUCGGCAUCUGCACAAGUAUCGCCGCAAACAGGGACUGCGCAUACAGCACCGCGAAAGCUGCCACUUGGUACCAUCAGAGGCUUUGAAAGUGGUCGAUUGACUAAGGAGCCGCCAGCGGUCCAUGUUGGGCGACCAAGGACUCCUUCCAGAACGCCGACACAUGACUCGGAAGAUGCGCCCCCACCUAUACCUUUGACUUCUCGGCCCUCUGCCGUGGACAUUGAAGCUGCUUCAUCCCGGACGGGAAGGACGCUGCAAGACGGCGCGAAAAGAAGCAAUGACGAUACCAACAGUUGCUGGGUUUGCCGGGACUGGAGUGGCCCAGAUGCCGUGGGGGGGCAGUUUCCCAGAGAAUCACUGCCUCGGGAUGAUCCUGUGGGCCACCUGGCGCGUGGUCUCUGCGAUCCUUUCCCGUCCUAUGACGACAAGGCCAGGGCUAUAUUUACCUGGUUCCAUCACAACAUCUCGUACGACACGGAAUCCUUCUUCAACAACAGCGUCAGGCAUGCAUCGGUAGAAGAUACGAUAUUCAGUGGCCGGGCCGUGUGCCAAGGGUACGCAGACACGUACAAGGCCAUUGCCAGUCGCGCGGGCUUGGAGUGCGUCGUUGUCGGGGGCCACGGAAAGGGUUUCGGGCACACGCCUCUGAGGAAGGGCGAACGGCCUCCUCCAGCCAAGCCCGAGGGGCACGCCUGGAAUGCGGUCCGCGUUGACGGCGGAGGCUGGAAGCUCAUCGAUGCCUGCUGGGGGGCUGGACACAUCUGUUCGGCGGCCAAGGCGUACAAGAAGGAGUUUAGCCCGCACGAGUUCACGGUGCCAAAUGAGACGUUUGGCUUGCGACACUUUCCGCAAGACUACCGGCUGCAGCACCGAGGCGACGGGCGCGUUCUCUCCUGGGAAGAGUACUGCACCGGGGGUAUCGACGGAGAGCCACACGAGUGGUUUGGAACCGGAGACAAGGAAGGCAUCGCGCCCGGGUCGGUGGAACCGAAAGCCAAAGAGAUCUCGGUCGGCAGCGGCGAGGUGGUGCGGUUCCAGUUUUCCAGGCAUUGCCCGCACUGGACAUGUGAAAGGGCCGGCCUGGGCAAGCCCGCGCUGUACUUGCUCAGCAUGCACGGCGUUGGCGGGCAAAAGGACGAGAUUAUCCCGACGGAGACAAACGGCUACUGGAGCUGGGUGGACGUCGGGGCGCGAGAGCUGGGGGCGCCCGGUCAGACGGUGGAGAUUCUCAAGCUAGAGACGCUGGACAAUGGCGAUGCUCGCGGGGUCACGGCAAAGGAGUUUCUGUCCAAGAGGGGGAGGGUUGGCAUGUCGUGGUCGUUGAUUGCGAGAUGGACGUUGGUGUAG